Messenger RNA from Thlaspi arvense, 2026 nucleotides. Lineage: Eukaryota; Viridiplantae; Streptophyta; Magnoliopsida; Brassicales; Brassicaceae. The record is from the annotation of a GenBank genome assembly.
CGAUUUAAUGCGCUUUCCAUUGAAUAACCGAAAAAAAGAUAAAAUAAAAAGAGAGAUGACAAAGUUUACGACGGUAGUGCCACUCUCUGUUCUUCUCUUUCUCUUAAUCCUCUGCAAUGAGUCGUGGGCUAAGUCAAAGCCUGAGAAGCCGGAAGAAAACGACGUCGCUGCUGUACCGUCAUGUUGUGGGUUUUCGUCGCCUCUUCUGAUAAAGAAAGAUCAAUGGAAACCAAUCUUCGCGACCAAGUUUGGACAGAUCUCAACCGUUCAAAUCGGAGAUGGAUGCGGAGGAAUGGGGCCUUACAAAAUACAUUCGAUAACUCUGGAGCCAAACGCUCUUUUGCUCCCUAUUCUUCUUCAUUCCGACAUGGUCUUCUUUGUCGACUCUGGAAGUGGGAUACUAAAUUGGGUCGAGGCGGAAGCGACGAGUUCCGAGAUAAGACGAGGGGACGUCUACAGGCUACGUCCCGGUACGGUUUUCUACUUACAGAGCAAACCGGUGGAUAUCUUUCUUGGAACCAAACUUAGGAUUUACGCACUCUUCUCCAAUGCCGAGGAGUGUUUACAUGAUCCUUGCUUUGGUGCGUAUUCCAGUAUCACAGAUCUCCUGUUUGGUUUCGAUGAGACAAUUCUCCAGUCAGCUUUUGGGGUUCCUGAGGAGAUUAUUGGGCUGAUGAGGAACCGUACACAGCCGCCAUUGAUCGUGCAUGAUAUGCUGAGCACACCUGGUGAGGCCAACACCAACACGUGGCAGCUCCAACCGCGAUUACUCAAACUCUUUGCCGGAUCCGGAGAUGUGAGUGAAGACUCGGUGAUGGGACCAGCAGAGAACAAGAAGAAGGAGAAGAAGAAGAAGCCAAAGAAGGCAAAGACAUUCAAUGUUUUCGAAUCCGAACCGGAUUUUAUGAGCCCCAACGGUCGUACUAUAACGAUUAACAGGAGGGAUCUAAAAGUGUUACAAGGCUCAAUGGUUGGAGUUUCCAUGGUGAAUCUCACUCAAGGAUCGAUGAUGGGACCCCAUUGGAACCCGUGGGCCUGCGAGAUUUCGGUUGUGGUGAAAGGUUCAGGAAUGGUUCGGGUGCUUAGGUCUUCGAUUUCAAGAUCAUCAUCGGGAUGUAAAAACAUGAGGUUUCCGGUAGAGGAAGGAGACAUUUUCGCGGUUCCACGGUUACAUCCAAUGGCUCAAAUGUCUUUCAGCAACGAGUCGUUGGUGUUCGUUGGGUUUACUACUUCGGCUAAGAAUAACGAGCCGCAGUUCUUAGCUGGGAAGACCUCGGCUCUGCGGUUACUUGACCAUGAGGUACUGGCCGCGUCAUUUAACGUGAGUAAUGUGAUGAUUGAUGGAUUGUUGGGAGCUCAGAAGGAAGCGGUUGUGUUGGGAUGUCCUUCUUGUGCGGAAGGAGAGUUGGAGAAGCUUAAGGUGGAGACGGAGACGAAGAAGAGAGAUGAUGAAAGGAAGAAAGAAGAAGAAGAGGCGAAGAAGGAGGAGGAAGAGAGGAGGAAGCGAGAAGAAGAAGAAGAGAAGAAGCCGCCUCAGCCUCAGCCUCAACCUCAGCCUCAGCCUGAGCCUCAACAACCACCGUUCCAACCGCAACCACCACAAAAACCACAACCAUCGAUGAGAGAUGAUGAGAGGAAGAGAGAACAAGAAGAGGCUAAGAAGGAAGAGGAAGAGAGGUGGAAACAAGAAGAAGAAGAAGAGAAGAAGUGGUCGCCUACUCAGCUUCAGUGGCAAGCCUAAGAAGGAGGAGAGAACGUCGAAAGAAAGCUUUAAGUAAAGAGUGUUUGCGUUGUUGUUGAUGGUCGAACGGUUGGUAUGGUGUCUCUUGUUUUGCUUUCUUGUUUUUAAUUGCUAAUGUUUGUUGUGUUGCUUUCUUCUUUUGUUUCUUUGUUCAUGUUUGUAUUGUAUUAUUAUGUUUUGUUUUGUUUAAAUGUUUGUAGAUGCGGAACGUGAAAUAAUUUAAAGAUUUCCGAAGUUCAGAGCAAAUGUUUGCUAUGUUUGUUUUGUUACCACAAUAUCUUUAAG